AUGCUGGCUGCUCCCAAUGGCUGUUGGCAAAUGGGUGGUGGUCCUGCGAUCGCAGAAUACUGCUGCAGCGCCUACCAGCAUCCCGAGGCUGUUGCCGAGUGCUUCAACCGCGUCUUCACCUUCGAUGUGUGCUGUCGUGGGAAGGCGUCCCCAUUCGUGCAGUGGCCCCUGAGCUUCAUCAUUCUCGGCUUCCCUGGAUGCGGAACAACCAGCAUGAUCAGGGCACUGGAAGCCCACAAGAGUGUGUCUGUUCUUCGGCGUGACCGGUAUGGGAGGCCGUGGAACGGCACCGAAAUGCAGGCGUUGGGCAAGCUCAUCGAGGCCGGAAACAGAUCAUCCAUAUUAGGCUUCGGCCUGUCAUUGGCGCGAGGGCAAAGGACCUCGCGCAAACGAUUGAUGUCCGAUCCCACCGCGGUGUUUGAUGCGGGCAAGACGUGGGCUCUGCUUCAAGUACGGCAGGCGAAAUUCUUGGUGAUGUUGCGAGACCCGGUGUCAUGGCUGGUGUCGCAGACGUGCAAACAACCGUGCGGAGAAGAUCAUUACCGCUGGAAUCUUUGCCAUCGGUUGCCAAAUUGGGCCAGUGGACCCGCCGGCGAACACACAUUGCGAGCACCGUUGGCUGAAUGGGUUCGGGUCUGCCUGACAAUGUCAACUUGGGAUCUUUGCACAGGGUUGAGUAUGGCCUCACCUUAUUUUUCGAGCGCAGUACAAAGACUCGUUGCCAUGUUGCCUCACCGCGACCAACUGGCUAUGUUGAGCUUAGAGGGGCUUUCGGCAGAACCUGCUGCUACGAUGCGAGCCGUUCACAACUUCCUGCAGCUCGACUUACCGCGACAGUUCGAUUCAUCAACAAGUCCUGCUGCAUACAAUGUUAAUGUUGCAGGUGCAACGUGCAGGCAGGGCAUGCACAAGAGUGUGGACAGCAGGAUCAAUAUGUUCUUUCGACGAGAGCGACGCUAUUUAGCUUCCGCACUUAAGGCGUUCGCGCCCGGGAGUUUGCAACUCCCUGCCGGGUGGCGACGAUUCUUGCGACCAUUUCCGAACAUGACGGCUGACGUCGCAGAAAAGCUGGCACGUCAGCCACUCAAGCCGGUCGUGGUAUCCACGGCUUCAAAAGACUUGUCGCAGUGA
Molecule: messenger RNA, 1131 nt
Organism: Symbiodinium sp. CCMP2456
Lineage: Eukaryota; Dinophyceae; Suessiales; Symbiodiniaceae
Source: the annotation of a GenBank genome assembly